UUUUUUCUACUUCCUGCUUGUGGCUUCUGCAGUGGGCAUCACACACGUCUUUACAAUGGCUGCAGGUCUGAGACUCCUUGGGAGAUCCCUCCAACAACUUGGCAACAUCUCCAAUGUCUCCUCCAAUGCCAGAGUCCCUGUCUGCGCCAGCAUCAGAUGCCAGCACUCUCAGCCCAGCUCCCAAGACGAGAGACCACGACUAGAAACGAGCCAGGCCAAGAGCUUAUUGGACAUUGGCACAAGACCCAUAUUCAACGCCGACCAUGACAUUUUCAGAGAGAGCGUCAGGAAGUUUUUCCAACAAGAGGUGGCCCCUUACCAUGCAGAAUGGGAGAAAGCUGGACAGGUGAGCCGGGAAAUCUGGGAGAAGGCUGGUCAGCAGGGACUUCUAGGUCCUACCAUCCCAGAAGAACAUGGCGGCAUUGGUGGUGAUAUCUUGUCUUCUGCCAUCGUGUGGGAGGAACAGAUGUACGUAAAUUGCACAGGUCCAGGAUUCAGUCUUCACUCUGACAUAGUGAUGCCUUACAUCUCAAGAUAUGGUAGUAAGAGCCAAAUACAGAAAUAUAUCCCUCAGAUGGCCGCUGGCAAUUGCAUUGGGGCCAUUGCAAUGACUGAGCCAGGAGCUGGAAGUGAUCUGCAGGGAGUGCGUACAAAUGCAAAGAAAGAUGGAAGUGAUUGGAUCCUAAAUGGCAGUAAGGUAUUUAUUACGAAUGGAUGGAUGAGUGACGUGGUUAUUGUGGUGGCAGUGACUAACCGCGAAGCCCGAACUCCGGCUCAUGGCAUUAGCCUCUUCCUCGUGGACAAUGGCACUAAAGGUUUCGUCAAGGGAAGAAAACUAGAGAAAAUUGGUCUGAAGGCACAGGACACCGCCGAAUUGUUCUUUGAAGAUGUCAGGCUCCCCGCCGAUGCUCUGCUGGGAGAGGAAAAUAAAGGCUUCUACUACUUGAUGGCAGAACUUCCCCAGGAGAGGCUUCUGAUCGCAGACAUGGCGCUUGCUAGCUGUGAAUUCAUGUUCGAAGAAACCAGGAAUUAUGUGAAGCAGAGGAAAGCCUUCGGAAAAACGAUUGCGCACUUACAGACCGUGCAACACAAGCUGGCAGAAAUGAAAACCCAGAUCUGUGUGGGUCGCACCUUCGUGGACAACUGCCUCCAGCUUCAUGCACAAAGAUGUUUGGACUCUUCAACUGCUUCCAUGGCAAAAUAUUGGGCAUCUGACCUCCAGAAUACAGUGGCUACUCAAGGUGUUCAGCUUCAUGGAGGAUGGGGCUACAUGUGGGAAUACCCCAUUGCAAAGGCCUAUGUAGACUCUCGUGUUCAGCCCAUCUAUGGUGGUACAAAUGAGAUUAUGAAGGAACUCAUUGCAAGAGAUAUUGUAAAAGACUAGUGAUGGUCUUCUGAUGAUGACCCCAAGUGCCUGUAAUUUACAAUAUGUUACCUCCUAAGGAUUAAUAUUUGAUACUGACUUAUUUGACACUUGAAAAGUGUGACCUGUUAUAAGCUCAAGUUAACCAUGAAGCAUCGUCUGGCUGGUUUGUUGUCAAUUUUGUCUUUUGAAAGUCAAAUAAAAGAUUUAAUAAGAGGCCCGCUAAGGAGCACACAUGUGA
Bufo bufo (common toad) is the source of this 1604-nucleotide messenger RNA. RefSeq names its product acyl-CoA dehydrogenase long chain (gene ACADL). Gene Ontology annotation, cellular component: mitochondrion. The coding region runs from base 56 to 1384 and encodes 442 amino acids. Lineage: Eukaryota; Metazoa; Chordata; Amphibia; Anura; Bufonidae. The record is from RefSeq and is a predicted model, not a curated record. The transcript is spliced from 11 exons. Gene Ontology annotation, biological process: fatty acid beta-oxidation using acyl-CoA dehydrogenase; carnitine metabolic process, CoA-linked; long-chain fatty acid catabolic process. Gene Ontology annotation, molecular function: flavin adenine dinucleotide binding; long-chain fatty acyl-CoA dehydrogenase activity.